Molecule: messenger RNA, 252 nt
Organism: Blepharisma stoltei
Lineage: Eukaryota; Ciliophora; Heterotrichea; Heterotrichida; Blepharismidae
Source: the annotation of a GenBank genome assembly
AUGUGAAGCGAUUUUAUAGAGCAUUUGAAGUCGUUUUAUCUUAAAUAUUAUGAAAAAAUAUCUGAAUGCAUAGCAAAUGGAAAAGUUUCUCCAAUAAAGCCUAAAAAAUUGCAUCCUAAUAAUGAAGAGUCCAAAGGGGAGCCACUACAAACAAUAAUGAUCAAAAGCAAAAAAGGUAUAAAUGAGGAUAUUCAUGUAUCUGUGCCAAUCUCUUCUAAUAAUAAUAGAAAAGGAAAAUUGCACCAUCUUUAG